AGAGUUUCAAUUUUUGUAAACGAAAAUAAUAUCUACGUCACGUCAUCUGUCUGGGUGUCAUGUGUUGUUAGCAACUUUGGUAUUAUGAUUUUUCAUGCUUUUAACAGAGUUUUUGUGUAGUGUUAAGUUAUUUAAUAAAAGGUAUAAAUGGCACCAGAAAGAGCGUUAACUCCAGAGAGCAGAUUAUCUCCAAAGAUGUCAGUUCCGGCGAGCCCGAUAGCCGGAACUCCUAUUCGAGAUGCGCAAUCGCCCAUCUCUAUGCUGUUGGCUGUUGCGCAAAGUCAGAGUAGAGCCGACGAUGACCUUACUAAUUUAAAUUGGUUACAUGAACGUGAUAUUUUAAAAGGUAUGAAUAUUAAUCCCUCACCAUCGAAUAGCAUCAACUCAACACCAAUCAAGGUGUAUAAUCAAGAAGUAAUAAUAGACCAUUCAACACCAACUAGUACUGACGAAUCAGUGGAAUCUUCCGAUAGCUAUCAUAUGCCAAAUCCUCCUCUGAUACUGUCCCCUCCCAGGAACAAGCAUCCCAACAACGUUCCCUACAAUCCUACCAUACAUGCGAACCAUAAACCACCCUAUUCCUUUUCCUGUUUGAUAUUUAUGGCUAUCGAAAACUCGCACCAGAAAGCGUUGCCCGUGAAGGAGAUAUAUGCGUGGAUUUUAGACAAUUUUCCUUACUUCAAAAACGCACCAACUGGUUGGAAGAACAGCGUGAGGCAUAAUUUGUCGUUGAACAAAUGUUUUCAGAAAGUAGAAAAAGCAGCAAAUCUUGGCAAAGGUUCUCUGUGGACAGUAGAUCCUAAAUACAAACCAAACCUAAUUCAAGCGCUCACUAGGUCUCCCUUCCAUCCGAUUUCAACGUUAGAUACUUCCUCUCACAUACAAAAACCCGCGGUGAACGACAAACCUCCCAUCCAUCGUCUGCCCAAUCCAGAAAUGUUGCCGUACUUAGCUAGGAAACUUGCUGCCACCGAAAUGAACAAUCACAUCAUUCACAAUCACGUGAUACACAGUAGCGCUCCUAGAAUCAAGUUGGAAGAUUCCUUGGAUGCUGUAGAUGCUGCGGCAGCCAUGUUGAGUUUGAAGAACAGCCAACCCAAGAAUUUUGAUGCUAAAGAUUUCCUACAAGUCAUCACCAAUUCACCUAGUCAAGAUCACACAUAUAGUGCUGCUGAUAGUGAGGAUGGUGAUACUGUUGAUGAUGGAAAUAAUAGGAUACCAAAAAAUUUUACCAGCCGGAAACUAGACUUCGAGGACGACGAAGAUCGAAGAAUCAAAGAAGGUGCUGAAACUUUGCUGAAUCUAGCAGGAAUAACUUUAAAAAAGCGCCACAGUUCUAGUAGCGAUACGGAAGAGCAAUCGAAAAAGAUUCGUCUGUACCGCUACGAUAUCAAUAAAAACGAACCCGAAGAAAAAGUUGCUCACUUUAAACCACGACUGCUGAGAACAAAAAAGAAGCAGUCAAACAGAAAUAGAGUUACAGAUGAUUGGGUAGGCCACAGAAGAGACAUAGAAAACAAUCAGAACAGAUUAAUAUCAGUGUGACAAUCGCCAUUUUACAUGUCCACUCUAAAUAAUUAGUCAUGGUAUAUGGUAUGAUAAUUUGAACAACAACAAAGAAAGAGCCAUUAGAAGUCGGCUAAAAGAGAGAAAAAAUUGAAGGGUUGAACAGUUCGAUUAUGUUCAAGGAAAAUCCUCCUAUAAGUUUAAUAUGGCAGAAAAAUAUCGAGAAGAAUCAUUGGAGAUAUAGAUCACAUCGAGGAUACAAGAAAUUUCAAUGACCAAUAGUAUAAAAUGAAAUUAAUAAAGAAUAAGUAACAACCGCGGGAUUUAAAACAACAUUUUGGUUAAGCGCUUACAGAAUAUGAAUGAAUAAAUGUCUGAACAAAUGCUACAUGUAAAAUUUUCAAUGAAAUGAAGUUACUUUGUUUAAAUAAGAAAAAAUUCAACAAACAACUUAAAAUAUAAAUGUACUAGACUGUAAGUGUUUAGCUACUGGUAUAUCAUAGUGAAUUGUGGACCCCUAUUUAUUUAUUUAUUUAUUUACUGAAAUAUACAUCCACCAGGUAUAAACCCAUAAAGGUGCACAUAAGAAUACUACAUUGACUGAAAACUCGAUGACAAAAUAUAAAAUAAAAUAAAGAAUAACCAAAAAUGUUUCUGUUGUUAAUACACAUACACAAUAAUAAUAAAACAAAGACCUUAAUAAAGAAAAAUAACAUGACAUCAAUUCGAUAAGCUAUUGCAUAUUUCGCGUUUAAAGAUGUUAAAACUAAGAAAAAAAAUGUCCACAGAUCUUAAGUUAUUUACACUUCUGCACAUACUUUUUAUCGGACAAUAGAAAUUAUGUUGCGAAUUAGGCACCGAAAUAUGAAAAGUUACACCUGAACGUGACACAGCUCGUGGUACAUUAAAGUCUAUAUGACUAAGCAAAACAUCGCUAUUAAUUAGGCAAUUGACAAUUUUGAAGAUGAAUAUUAGGCCGUUUAUUUCACGCUGCUUACGCAGUGUAUGGAAUCCAAACUCAGAAAGGAGUAAAUUAUAGCUGUAGCCUCUAACCGGAUAUCUGUUAUAUUUUUUGAGGUAACAAUAUCUUAAGAAUCUUUUUUGAACAGAUUCAAGAUUAGAGACGAGUUCUGCAUGAUUAGGAUUCUAUACCACGCUGCAGUAAUUAAGUUUACUACUAACAAGUCCAAAAUAUAAACUACGCAAAGCUUCAACAGACGUUACAUCUCUGCAGCUUCUAAUAAUAUAUCCUAAAGAUUUGGUUGCUUUAGAGACCACGGUAUUAAUUUGAGUUGAGAAUGUUAAUUUACUGUCAAAUAUAACACCAAGAUCUUUAAAAUCUGAGGUAGAAGACAGUAAAAUGUUGUUGACCUUGUAAUCGAAAUGUAUGUUAUUGAUCUUUUGGGUAUAGGACAUUACUUUACAUUUCUUUAUAUUUAAGGAUAGUUGAUUAUUGAAACACCAUUCAUUAAUGGCAGAGAUAUCCUGUUGAAGUUUAACGCAGUCGGAAAUAUGGUUAAUUUUGCAUUUUCAUAUCGUCCGCAUACAACAGUGUUUCAGAGUCUACGAUGGAGCAGAUAUCAUUAACAAAAAGGAGAAAUAAUAAGGGACCCAGAUUUGAUCCCUGAGGUACUCCAGACGUGGCAGCAAAACGAAAAGAUCGAAAGCCUUGAUAUUCUACGAACAAACUCCUAUCAGUUAAAUAUGAUUUCCAUAAUAUUUGAAAGUUAUUGGAAAUUCCAAACUGAUCUAAUUUUGUUAGCAAUUUAUUGUGUGAGACUCGGUCACAUGCUUUACUGAAAUCAGUGUAUAUGACGUCCACCUGUUGUCUUGAAUCUAAAGCUGACGAAACAUAUUCUGUAAAUAUACAAAGAUUUGUUGCCGUACUCCGAGCUUUCACAAAACCAUGUUGACUGCUGGUAAUCAAACAACGCACAUGAUCAUACAAGUAAUCUGUCAAGAUAAUUUCGAACAAUUUAGAGAAUGCUGAUAUAAGAGCGAUAGGUCGAUAGUUAGAUAUAUCAGAGGAUAUAAGAAUGAGGUUAAAAAUUACAACAAGUGGUUAUAUGAAUGACUCGGAUAAGAAUUUAUAAAAUAGUAAUAAGAUGGUGGAAUAAUGUAGUGGAACAUAAGAAGAUGGUGAAAGUUCAGAGGGCUUGGUUUAGUCAAAAUUUACACAGCAAAUAUACGAUUUAGUUUAAUAUAUAUUAGAGUCGGUGCUGUCAGUGAAUUAUGUACAGUUUAUAACAUUUAGAAACUAUCAAAAAGACAGUGCAGACAUUUUAAAUGAAAUUAAUUAGCCAAUUUUUUAGGACCAAUGAAAAUUAUUUCUUUUUAUAACUAACUAGAACUGUUGCAUUUGAAUCGUUUGCAUAGAAUGAGAUAUUCCGUUAGAUACAUCAUUUUAAAAUCAUACAUAGCUACAACUCUUAAUUUAUAUGUUUAUGAAAAUAAAAUGUUUUUUGGUCAGUGAA
Diabrotica virgifera virgifera (western corn rootworm) is the source of this 3980-nucleotide messenger RNA. RefSeq names its product forkhead box protein N2-like. Gene Ontology annotation, cellular component: nucleus. Gene Ontology annotation, molecular function: DNA-binding transcription factor activity; cis-regulatory region sequence-specific DNA binding. The transcript has 6 exons. The record is from RefSeq and is a predicted model, not a curated record. Gene Ontology annotation, biological process: regulation of DNA-templated transcription. The coding region runs from base 148 to 1545 and encodes 465 amino acids. Lineage: Eukaryota; Metazoa; Arthropoda; Insecta; Coleoptera; Chrysomelidae.